AUUAAUUUUUGGACAAGUAUGAGCAAGGUCCUGCAUUCCAGUGGUGGGGGCGAGUUCAGACUGGGGCACCUGCAGGAACGAUGGCUUUCCAUGGAUGGAGGCAAUGUUGUGGCAAUUAGCAUGCCAGAAUGUGUAUAUGACAUCUCUGUGGCACAGAAUGGGGAUGCAAUGGAACCAAAGUACAACAAAAUGGAAAAUUUGGAAGACUACAACAAAGCAACCAAUUUCUCCACCCCAGUGUAUGACAAUAAAACAGGAUUAGAACCUGCUAAAUCCAUGAAAAUAAAAAAGGAUAUCACCAGUGGAGUAUUAGACAACCAGUCAUCAGAGAUCACAGUCCAUAUACCACAUAAAGAACUCUGUCCUUCACUUUCCAACUCUGAUGAAGAAUUGGAAUUCCUGUUUACUAAAUAA
Lingula anatina is the source of this 414-nucleotide messenger RNA. RefSeq lists its product as uncharacterized. The record is from RefSeq and is a predicted model, not a curated record. NCBI's taxonomy places the organism in Eukaryota, Metazoa, Brachiopoda, Lingulata, Lingulida, Lingulidae.